Diplodia corticola is the source of this 1728-nucleotide messenger RNA. RefSeq names its product cytochrome p450. Lineage: Eukaryota; Fungi; Ascomycota; Dothideomycetes; Botryosphaeriales; Botryosphaeriaceae. The record is from RefSeq and is a predicted model, not a curated record. The transcript is spliced from 2 exons. Gene Ontology annotation, molecular function: iron ion binding; heme binding; oxidoreductase activity, acting on paired donors, with incorporation or reduction of molecular oxygen. Bases 1 to 1728 code for a protein of 575 amino acids.
AUGCAUCAAGAAUUCUUCCUGGGCCAGGCUGGCAGCGAGUAUCAUCGCUUGAAGAUUGAUACCUCUGUGUAUGCAACUGUGCAGCAGCUGAGGUCUGCUCUUGGACGGUCUUUUUCGUUUGCGGAUCCGGACGCUGCUCGCAUCUACAGCAGCGAACAUGGCGAGCUCACAUCGCUGGAGAAGAUCCAAUCUCACAUCAGCCCGCUCGAGCUGCGUGUCAACGCCGAUGGCCCAGUCAUCACGCCAGCAGGGCCGCGACCCCUGCCCGUGGUGGGCAACCACUACGAAGUCUACCCAGACGCCUUAGGGAACUACGACCGGCUCUUCGCGCGGUACGGACGCAUGUUCAAGACCGUCAACAUGGGCACGACCAUCUACCACACCAACGACCCGGAGAUUGCGCGCUUCGUCCUUCGCGAGGGCGACUUCUUCACCAAGACAACAUCGGACCCCGCCCAUCCGCUCUUCUACAUGCAAGAGCAGACGGCCCUGUUCACCUGCGAUAGCGCCUCCCCAGCCUACCCGCUCGCCCACAAAUUCGUGCCGCCCGCCCUCUCGCCGCGCGCCGUCGCCCACCACACGCCGCUCGUGCAACAGGCCGCGCGGUCUAUAUUCCCGGUGCUCGACGAGCUCGACCGCGCCGACCGCGCCUUCAAUGUCUACCAAUACAUGUUCAAAAUGGGCGGCCAAGUCAUCUGGCGCGUCGUCGUCGGCCAAGACGUCGCCCACUUCGCCGCCGUCGACUCGCCGCCCACGCCCGCCAUCCGCCUCUUCGGCGAGUACCUCGGCCUCAUGAAGAAGAUGUCAUUGCGGCCCUCCUGGUUCGGCGCGCUGCCCUUCGGCUCGCCCGCGCGCCUCCGCGCCGUGCGCAACGAGCUCUUCGCCACCGUCGAGCGCGCCAUGGACGCCGCCGUCACGCCCGGCGCCGACACCCUCCCGCUGCGCGACCCGCUCUCGCAGCAGCGCGCCGCCUGCGUCGCCGACUUCCUCGCCCGCGCCCGCGACGACGCCGGCGCCGCCCUCCCCCGCGACGUCCUCCUCGGCAACGUCACCGUCCUGCUCGGCGCCGGCUUCGUCACCAGCGCCUCCCUGCUCUCCUGGUCCCUGUACGCCCUCGUCACCUACCCGGGCAACCAGGAGCGCCUCCUGCAGGAGAUCGUCGACCACGGCCUGGACGCCGACGCCGACGCCGACGCCAACGCCAACGCCGCCCGCCCCUGGUCGUACGAGCAGGUGCACCGCCUCCGCUUCCUCGACGCCUUCGUCAAGGAGACGCAGCGCCUGCACAGCCCGAGCUUCCAGACGGCCCGCAACGCCAAGACCGACGUCGUGCUGCCCGGCGGCUACCUCGUGCCCAAGGGCGGCGUCGUCAUCGCGUGUUUCCCGAGCAUGCACAAGAACCCGCGCUUCUGGGACAACCCCGCCCGCUUCGAUCCCGACAGGUGGAUGGGCGACGGCGUCGCGGCCGAGGCGGCGAGGAAGGGGCUGUACACCCCGUUUGCGGCGGGGGCGCGCGGCUGCGUGGGCUUUAAUUUGGCGUUGUUGGAGGUGAAGAUGGUGCUGGUCGAGUUGGUGUAUCGCUAUCAUUUUGAAGACGCGUCGCCCGAGCCCGUCGUGUAUGAUCCCGAGUUUCUUGUUACGAGGCCGCUGAACUUUUAUGCGAGUCCAGUCAGGAGGACCAAGUGGCCGGCGAAGUCGGCGGUGGAGGAGCGGGUAGGUGAGAAGUGA